Molecule: messenger RNA, 1730 nt
Organism: Eubalaena glacialis (North Atlantic right whale)
Lineage: Eukaryota; Metazoa; Chordata; Mammalia; Artiodactyla; Balaenidae
Gene: NOL7
Product: nucleolar protein 7
Exons: 8
Coding region: 57-836 (259 amino acids)
Cellular component (GO): nucleus
Molecular function (GO): RNA binding
Source: RefSeq, a predicted model, not a curated record
CGUCACGCUCCGCUUGCGUGCUGAUUCCGGGUCAGAGGUCGGGCGCAGCUUGGGUCAUGGUGCAGCUCAGGCCGCGCGCGUCCCGCGCCCCGGUGUCGGCGUCGGCGAUGGUGGACGAGGGCCAGCCCGCCUCGGAGGAGGAGGCGGAGCACGGCCUGUUGCUCGGGCAGCCGAGCAGCGGCGCGGCUGCCGAGCCGCUGGAGGAAGACGAGGAAGGGGACGAUGAGCUUGACGACGAGGCCCCGGAGGAGCUGACUUUCGCCAGCGCCCAGGCGGAAGCGAAAGAAGAGGAGCGGCGAGUUCGCGAGACCGUGCGCAGGGAUAAAACGCUUCUGAAGGAGAAGAGGAAGCGACGCGAGGAGUUGUUCAUCGAACAGAAGAAAAGAAAACUUCUUCCAGAUACUAUUCUAGAGAAGUUAACUACAGCUUCACAAACUAGUGUGAAGAAAUCACCGGCAAAGUUGAAAGAAGUUAAUUUGCAAAAGAAAAAUGAAGAAUGUGAGAAAGGAAGUGACUCUAAGAAAGCUAAAGAAAAAGUGCAAAAAGUACAGACUGUUGGCCAGAAUAAAAGCUACUUGGCUGUAAGGCUAAAAGACCAAGAUUUGAGAGAUUCAAGGCAAGAAGCAGCCAAAGCCUUCAUACAAAAUUGUUUAUAUGGUCCUGGAACCAACAGAACUACUGUAAACAAGUUCCUGUCUCUUGACAGCAAGAGGUUACCGGUGAAAAAGGCCGCAGCCCAGUUUUUGAAUAAUGCUUGGGGAUCCCAGAAAAAACAAAAUGCCAAGAGGUUUAAAAGACGUUGGAUGGUCAGAAAGAUGAAAACUUCUAAGAAGUAAAUCAAAGCUAAAUGAAGAAUGAGUACUUUGUAUGUAUAGAACUUAUAAAUAUUUAGUUUAGAGCAUUUAAUUUUUCUGAAAAAAUUAAUAAAAGACUUACUUAAAGGGUCAUUAUAAAAAUCUUAAGUCUAUUUGGGGUAGUACCCAGUCCCAUUUCAUCCAUGGAGUAUAAUUAAUUGUGCCUUAUAGUCUUUGAGCAUCCUGGAAGAAAAUGCAGUUUAAAAGGACUUGUUUUCCUUUCUUUUUAUAAUCGUUUACCCAUUUUAUUGAACACAAGCAGUGCCCACACCAGUAGGGCUCCUCUCCUCCCUCCCCUGCAGGGUGUGUGGCAGGAAAAGUCUUCCACUACAGCUCUCCAAUGCUUUAGUCUCUUGGAUAUUUUUGUGCUAUUGAUGCGACUGUCACAGAAUACGAGGAAGAGUGCAGUAUCUAAGUGUAGACAGAUAAUCUGUUCUUUUUUAAAAGGUUUAAGCCUCGGUGUACAACAUACAGCCAGCAAUCACCUUUGCCAAACCAAAGGAUAUGGUGGUUUGUUAUCCUGUUGAAGAGCUUGCUUUUAUGUUUUACUUGUAACCAGUUGGGAGUUUGCUUUAAGAAUGGCAAGUCACACUGCCAUAUUCUGAUUAUGAAAACAAGAUUCAUUUCCUGCUUUCUUUCUAUCAUCACCCAUAGUAUCAGGUUUGACCCUAAUCCACAGAGGCCAGUAACUCAAGGCAGUCUUAGGUUGCAGAACUCAAGAUUUAUAGUAGCAACCAUUCAUUUUAGUUGUUCUAAAACUUUAUAUUAAUCAUGAGAAGUAUGCAAGUGCCUAAUAUAUAAACUCAAUUGACACUCUAGUAUCUGUAGAAGUAAAUUUUUAAUGGCUGGUUAAUUAUAUCACUACAUUUUUAUUGC